Messenger RNA from Oreochromis aureus, 1146 nucleotides. Its product is annotated as myosin heavy chain, non-muscle-like. The transcript is spliced from 12 exons. Bases 124 to 1146 code for a protein of 340 amino acids. The record is from RefSeq and is a predicted model, not a curated record. Lineage: Eukaryota; Metazoa; Chordata; Actinopteri; Cichliformes; Cichlidae.
GUUACAAGCAGAAGGACUGGGCAUUAUUAUCCUUAAAACAAUCGAAGUGCCGUGAAUAUAUUUUUUGGUAUUGGAUCUGAGGUGUUUGGAUUUUGAUCACAGCUUUUUUCCCCCCUCUUGCUCAUGACAAUGGAGCACAAACUAAGAGCAUUUGUGCUGCUGGAGAUACUGCUUUGUUUACUCUUGACCUACGGACAGUCUAGUGUAAAUUGCAAAAAAGGAACCAAAGAUUCUCUGACUGACACCAGCCAUCAUCCUCAGGACAAUCAGAGUGAUCAGAUGCAGAGAGCUGUGGUACUGGAGCAUCGAAGAGUUCCUCGAGAUGUAAAUGAUAGACUACAGAAGCUAGAGAUAAGGGUGGGGGAGAUGGCUCGCGUGCUGGAUAUGGUCAGAGCUCAGACUGACAAACUGUUGAUGCUGGAGAAUAGGAUGGACGAGCUGGCACGUAAGCUGAACAUGGCCACUAGAAAUGAUAGCCUGCAACAUCUGGAGGAUAUAUCAAGAGAGCUGGAUCGCAUGCAGAAAACAAUCAACACUCAGACUGACAAACUGUCGAGGCUGGAGAAUAGGAUGGACGAGCUGGCACGUACACUGAAUGUGGCCAUUAAAAAUGAUAGCCUGCAACAUCUGGAGCAUCUAUCAAGAGAGCUGGAUCGUAUGCAGAAAACCGUCAAAGCUCAGACUGACAACCUGUUGAGGCUGGAGAAUAGGAUGGACGAGCUGGCACGUACACUGAACAUGGCCAUUAAAAAUGAUAGCCUGCAACAUCUGGAGCAUAUAUCAAGAGAGCUGGAUCGUAUGCAGAAAACCGUCAAAGCUCAGACUGACAAACUGUUGAGGCUGGAGAAUAGGAUGGACGAGCUGGCACGUAAGCUGAACAUGGCCACUAGAAAUGAUAGCCUGCAACAUCUGGAGGAUAUAUCAAGAGAGCUGGAUCGCAUGCAGAAAACAAUCAACACUCAGACUGACAACCUGUUGAGGCUGGAGAAUAGGAUGGACGAGCUGGCACGUACACUGAACAUGGCCAUUAAAAAUGAUAGCCUGCAACAUCUGGAGCAUAUAUCAAGAGAGCUGGAUCGUAUGCAGAAAACCGUCAAAGCUCAGGUAAAGAUUGCACUUAGUCUAAGAUUUUUCACAAAUAAAUAA